AUGUUCGGUCGACUGGCGCAGUGGCUCCUCCCGACCGCGGCCCCGAACGACGAGCACGCCAAGGACCGCUACGACCUCCUCGCCUCGCUGAAGAAGGCCGUCAUGGACGUCUGCCACUGGCACGAAGAAAAGGCCAAGCUCGAAACGAGCGGCAAGACGAUCGUGCUCGAGGAAGACGACAUUGGCGUCUAUGAUCUGUGUCGCUGCAUCCAAAGCUGCCUCAACCACGGGCUGCGCCAUGGCCACAACGACGCGACGGCCUCGUGCUGGCCGCUCGUGCACUUUGUCGGGACCGCCGUCGCCGAGGCCAGCGCGCCGGUCGCAGGCACGAUCCGCGAAGCGUCGCGGCUGUCGUCGACGGACGCAGGCAAGUCACGCGUCUGGCUUCGCCUCGCGUUGAACCAAGCGAACCUCGAAGCCACGAUCGCACUCAUUCUCGCGCUCGACACGGAGCAGUUUCUCCGCGCCAGCUGCGAAGACUGGGCCUUGCUGCGCUGCGCCGAGGGCGCGUCGAUCUUUGUCCAGCUGCUCACGUACCUUGGCGACUUGCAUUUUCGGAUCCCGAUCUCGGAUCUCGAGUUUGCUCGGCGCCGCAAGAGCCAACCCCGCGUCACCAUUGCUCUCGACGCCGCCGCCGCACCCAGCGCCCUUGACAACAUGGACCUGCUCUUUGAGAAGGUCGAGGCGCUCGUCGACGACGUGGCGAGCCAAGCCGACGAGUACUUUUCGGCCGCGGCCCGACGUCUCUCGGACAAGAAAAAGGGUAUCAAGCCGUGGCAGCACGUCUUUAGCGUCGAGCUCUCAUUUCUCGUGCGCAACCCGUACCACACCAAGUGCGCGUUCAUCGACCCGCACCUCGCGAUUCCGAAUUUCGUGGUCGAGUGCCUCGAGUACAUUGCAUCGCACGCGUCGACACCGCGACUCUUCCGCACGACCGUCUCGCAGGUCUACGUGGCGCCGGUGAAAGACUACAUCGAGUUCCACGGGUGCCUGCCCAAGCAACCCGACCCCCACGUGGUCUCGGCGAUCCUAGUCGAGUUCCUCCGACACAUUCCCGAGCCGCUCAUCACGUCCGAGCGCUACGACGCCUUCGUGACGGCGUCGCGCAUGCCAGACGAAGGCGACCGCGUCCGGAACCUCGCCUGUCUCGUCGCCGACCUCCCAAUCGAGUGCAAGAUCGUGCUCGAGCGGGUCUUUGGGGUCCUCGCGACACUCCUCGAGCCAGCGCACGCAGCGCUCAAUGGCCUCAACGUCGUCGGCCUCUCGAUUGCGCUGGCGCCGGCCAUCGUCCGGAAGCGCGAGACGCGCGAGAAUAAGCUCCAAAUGCAGUCGCAGGAGGUGCGCAUGGCAGCGAUCGGCGCGCACGUCGUUGAGCUCAUGCUCUCGCACCACGAGACGAUCUUUGCGUCGGUUCGCAGCACGAUUCAAAAGGCGACGCAGGAUUUCGAGAUCAAGCAGCGCUUUCUCGCAAGCUUUGCACCGCUCGUCAAGCAGCACCCGGUCGUUGGCAACGUGGACGAUGACGCAGCGCUGGAGACGAUCUGGCACUGUAUGAAGCGCCACCGGUCCCAAGUGCAGACCAUGGAGGAGACGGAAGCGCAGGCCAAUACGUCGCGGCGGCAAAGCGCGGUCGUACGCAACGAGAUGCAGCAGCACCUGCGCGACGAAGACAACAACCAAGCCAACGAGGACGACGAGAACGACGGGAUGGUCUUUGAAGAGGUUCCGCUGCUGACGAGCGCGGCGACGGACGAUGUCGCGCUCUGGCAAGCGUACGGGUUCCACGCAGCGCGCGUCCUUGACAACUUUCAGAGCGGCGGCGUCCUCCUCCUGCGCUGCCUCGCGUACUACGUGCAGCACGACCCCAAGGCGCUCGAGCACUUGGCGGCGUGCGCGCGCCGGACGCCACCGCGCGCGUACAGUGCGCUCACGGCGAGUGCGGCCAUCGUCGCCGUGCUGCUGAACGCGCUCAAGCUGGCGCCGACGCCGUCGCACCCGACCAUCGACUUUACGCUCCUCUCGAUGGAGCCGUUCUGGGAGAUCCUUGCGGACCACGUCUUCUUCUACCGCAUGUUUGGGCUUGCGCUCGAAAUGUUCGAGUACCAGUAUACGUUCACGCACGACUUUGGCCGCGUCCUCGAAGAAACCAUUGCGCAGCUCGAGUGGCUCUUGCACCGGUCGCCGUCGUCGAUCGACGACAUUAUCGACGACUGGAAGCUGUACCGGAAGACUGCGAUCUCGUCGCGUCAGAACUCGAUAAGCAACAUGCUCGCGGCGAUCGCAACGCCCGAGGCGGCGGUGACGAUGUCAAAGGCGCUCGACUUUAACCGAGCGGCGAUGGCGCAAAAGCUCCUUGGCGACUCGAAGAUCCUCAACAUUGCGCACAUUGUCGAGAUCGACGAGGUGCUGCCGAUCACGUGCCAGCUCUGCAAGUGGAAGCUGCUCUACAGCACAGACGUCCACGGCUCGUCGCUCCAGUCGCUUCUCAUCCUUGCCAAGGCGCAGAGUCCGACGCUUGUAGUGGUCCAAGACGACCAGAAUGUGAUUUUUGGCGGCUUUGCGUCAGACGAGUGGCACCAUGCGCUCAACUACUAUGGCAACGGCGAGUCGUUCCUCUUCAGCUUUGAGAACGGCGCGAGCGUCACCAAGUACCCGUGGAGCCGCAAGAACAACUACUUUCAGCUGUGCUCGGAAGACGCGCUCAUCAUGGGCGGCGGCGGCAGCUUUGGCCUCUACCUCGAUGGCGACUUGCUGCAAGGCUCGACCGGCGCCUGCGACACGUUUGCGUCCAAGCCGCUCGUUGCCCGCGAACGCUUUGUCGUCACCAAGCUCGAGCUCUGGGGCUUCUCGGCCACGUGA
Saprolegnia diclina VS20 is the source of this 2859-nucleotide messenger RNA. RefSeq lists its product as hypothetical. The coding region runs from base 1 to 2859 and encodes 952 amino acids. NCBI's taxonomy places the organism in Eukaryota, Oomycota, Saprolegniomycetes, Saprolegniales, Saprolegniaceae. Gene Ontology annotation, biological process: signal transduction. The transcript has 13 exons. The record is from RefSeq and is a predicted model, not a curated record.